GCGGCACGCUGUGUUUUCCAGCACAUGAACGCCGCACGGGACAGCUAGCCGGGAGCGGAGCACAUUAAUGACACAGGACUCAGUCGCCACCAUGGCAGCACCGCGGCUGAGCUUCAGCAACGUCACCGCCCUGGCGCCCAUGGUCCGGGUGGGAACUCUGCCCAUGAGGCUGCUGGCUCUGGACUACGGUGCGGAUGUGGUCUACUGUGAGGAGCUGAUCGACCUGAAGAUGGUCCAGUGUCAGAGAGUGGUGAAUGACGUGCUGCAGACGGUGGAUUUCGUGGCUCCAGACGAUCGAGUGAUGUUCCGGACCUGCGAGAGGGAAAAGGACAGAGUCGUGUUUCAGAUGGGAACUGCCGACCCGGACAGAGCGCUGGCUGUGGCCCGACUUGUGGAGAAGGACGUGGCCGCUGUGGAUGUGAAUAUGGGCUGUCCAAAGGAGUACUCCACCAAGGGCGGGAUGGGAGCUGCCCUCCUGUCAGAUCCUGAGAAGAUCGAAGCGAUCCUGAAGAAGCUGGUGACCGGAGUCUCCAUCCCGGUGACCUGUAAGAUCCGCAUCCUGCCUUCACUGCAGGAGACGGUGAGUCUGGUGCAGAGGAUCGAGAAGACCGGCGUGGCGGCUGUGGCCGUGCACGGCAGGUUUAAGGAGGAGCGUCCCAGACACCCCGUCCACUGCGACUACAUCCAGGCCGUGGCUCGGGCCGUGUCCAUCCCCGUCAUCGCGAACGGAGGCUCUCUGGACCUGGUGAAGACCAACGCCGACGUGGCGGAGUUCAGGGCGGCCUGCGGCGCCUCGUCCGUCAUGCUGGCCCGGGCCGCCAUGUGGAACGCCUCGGUGUUCAGCAGCCGGGGGCCGCUGCCCGUGGAGACGGUGAUGGAGGACUACCUCAGAUACGCCAUCCGGUACGACAACAACGCCUUCAACACCAAGUACUGCCUGUGUCAGAUGCUCCGGGACAAGGUGGAGUCGGUGCUGGGGAAGCAGGUGCAGGCCUCUCAGACCAACGCCGAGAUCAGCGAGGCGUACGGCCUGCAGGCGUUUUACCAGCAAACCCAGGACGAGCUUCAGGCCCGGAGAGACGCCUCCCAGGGCGGCGGCCAGCCGGAGCGGCCCGUCAUGGACGGAGACGUCACCACCAUGGCGGUCAGGUUUGAACGAAGAGAGUACCCUCCUCAGAUCACCCCCAAGAUGUUCCUGCUGGAGUGGAGCCGCAAGGAGAAGCUGGAGCAGCCGCAGUACGACACGGUGCAGCGCUCUCAGGAUCGGUCGUUUCAGUCCACGGUGACCGUAGCUGGGAGGAAAUACAGAUCGUCUUUAUGGGAGAAGUCGAAGAAGUUCGCCGAGCAGGCGUCGGCCAUCGUCUGCCUCCGCACCCUGGGCGUCCCGGAGGGCCGGAUCGGCGAGGGGGAGUCCGGCCUGGUCUGCAAGAGGAAGAGGGAGGGCAGGGCGGACGGCCCGGCGGGGGCCGACAGGCGGAAGAGGCCGCACGUGGCGUCCGUCCCGGAGGAGACGCAGAGCAACGGGGGCCCCGGCGCCGUCUGAGCCCGAGGAGGAGCGCGUCUGGACCGGAUCUCGCUCAGCUCCCUCCCCCGGACCCAGCCUGCUCUGAGAUCCAUCUCCUCCUCCUCCUCCUCCUCCCGCCUGAGGAGCUCCAGGCGGCGGUUGGGCCGGACGCUCACGGUGCCUUCGAGAGCAGGCGUUCUUUUUGUUUGGUUUCAGAAGAGCUUUGCGGUCGUCUCUCCUCCUGAGAGGCCAGCAGCAGCACUCAGUUUGAACCUGUGGUCUCCAGCUCUGUCUUCCUCCUCCUGAAGCUGCGGUCUGGACCCAGAGGCGCCCAGCAGCCCUCAGACAUGAUGCUCCCUCCACCGUGCUUCAUUGAUGGCGGAGAUCAGGAGCGUCACCGCUGCCUGAUUGUCGCCGAUUUGAUUUGUUUCCGUUCAAACUCUUCCGGUCUGAUGUGAACCAGCGGAGGAACGACCGCAGCAGCAGAUUUUUUUUACAUUUUAAUCCAGAUGAAAUAAGUUCUUGCAGAAAACUUUGUUUGUUUGUGUUUGCUGGAGAGCAGCGGCGGCCCUGCUCAGCCUUCGCCCUGAUUGGUCGGUUUGACUGCAGCUGAUCUGCAGGACGUCAGUGUGAAGUUGAAUAAAAGUGGAGUGUGUGUGUGUCCCGACAUUGAAAGGCAUUCUUCGGUGUUGCGUUCAGGGAGCCGGGAAAUCACGUCAUCACUGUGUUACAUUCAAGACAGCUGGGAAAUUCCAGCUCUGAAACCAGGACGGUUUAUUAGGCCAGGCUGGGAUGUAUGAUGUGUGG
This is a messenger RNA of Salarias fasciatus (jewelled blenny), 2311 nucleotides long. Its product is annotated as tRNA-dihydrouridine(20) synthase [NAD(P)+]-like. NCBI's taxonomy places the organism in Eukaryota, Metazoa, Chordata, Actinopteri, Blenniiformes, Blenniidae. Gene Ontology annotation, biological process: tRNA dihydrouridine synthesis. Gene Ontology annotation, cellular component: cytoplasm. Gene Ontology annotation, molecular function: tRNA binding; flavin adenine dinucleotide binding; tRNA dihydrouridine synthase activity. The coding region runs from base 68 to 1543 and encodes 491 amino acids. The transcript has 16 exons. The record is from RefSeq and is a predicted model, not a curated record.